GAAGCCAAGCUGACAGACCUACAGCCGCACUCCAAAGGCUCGGCACAGGAGGAGCCGCGGCGGAAAGAAGCCAAAGAUCAUGUCAGUGGCCGUGAAGAGUGGUAUUAGAGCCAAAGCAGAGUCCCGAAAAUGUGCAGCGCGGUUCUGGAGGCUCUUUCCUCACCUUUUGCUGUGUUUGUCUCUGGUGGCGUACGCAGCGCUGGGUGCGCUCAUGUUCCAGCACAUUGAAGGAGGGAGCACGUCCUCUACUUCGCAGGAUUACCUUGAGUUCCUGGGUCAGAUUGUCGGGACCGUACAGAACUUCACCGAUAACGCCUCCUACACACAUCAAGAGAUAGUGAAGGAAGUGGAGGCUAAGAUGCAGUUUGGGUUCAAGUCCAUAUGGCUCCAGAGAGCAGACAGAUGGACAUUUUUUGGCUCAAUGUUCUUCUGCUGCACUGUAUUCACAACAGUUGGAUAUGGGGAGAUUUACCCAGUUACCCUGCCUGGUAAGGUGGCAUGUGUCUUGUAUGCCAUGGUGGGGAUCCCUCUUAUGCUUCUGGUCAUCCUAGAUGUGGGAGACUUCCUUGCUAUGCUGAUGUCCAGAGCCUAUGUACGAAUCCACACCUUCUGUAAAAGACUCCUCUCCCACAACUGGUCACCAUGGAAGGCUGGAAAAAGGGGAGGGGACUCCAGCCACCAGGCCUUAGAGGGUGGUUCCUUUGUUUUCAGCCAUGAUGUUGUGGUCCGUGAACCCCUCGACAUUCGGCAGGUGAUGCACAGCCAGGAGGAUGUACGGCACAAGUCUGUACAGCUCCAAAACAACAAAGAGAUCUUCGAGAAAAUUCUCGCCAAGGAGAACUUACUGAGAAAGGGCCCGCUGCUCAGGACCCUCUCCUGCCCAGAGCUAGAUCAGCUGCCACCACCACCCAAAGGAUAUGUUAUAUGGGACUUCACAGGAAUAGGAGAUGGAAUGGAAAUGCUGGAUGUACCGUUCGUACUGAUUCUUUUCAUUGUGUUUGCCUACAUUUACUUUGGCGGUUUGAUUCUCCCAUUGUGGGAAACUGAAUUUAAGGGUUUUGACCCCUACUACUUCUGUUUUAUUACACUCACUACCAUUGGUUUUGGUGACAUUGUACCCAAUCACCCAAAGUAUUUCAUGUUAACCUCACUCUUCAUCAUUGUUGGCAUGGCCAUCAUGUCCAUGGCUUUCAAGCUGGGCCAAGCACGAAUUGUAACUUUCUACCGACAGUUCAUUAAGUUCAUCAGCAAAGGAAAUGUGAAGGAUUUUAAAGAUGAAGAGAAUGACUAAAUCACCAGAAGAAUUUCUGCCUCAUGUCCAAGAGUUUUACAUGUUUACAACCCUGGUUUUGACACAGGCCCAAAACAUGAGUCUGUUGGGGCUUUUCCAGUGCGACCUUUGUACUGGCUGUUCUGUUAAAGCAUGAGCAAAAUUAAGACGUGUGCAUGUGCCAAGGGCUUUUGCCCAGUGGAGGAGGGUAGUAUUAGAAAUGAUGACAAUUAGUUGUUCUGUUAUACUCUGUGGUACUUUCGCAAUUGUACUGCAUGACAGCACUAUAGAGGGUCAUCACAAUAGUGUUGCAUUUGAGUUGGAUCUCUGGAUUUCUUACUGCCUUACAGGAAGAUUAAAUAAAAUGCUUUUUAAAAUAAGUUUU
Molecule: messenger RNA, 1655 nt
Organism: Acanthopagrus latus (yellowfin seabream)
Lineage: Eukaryota; Metazoa; Chordata; Actinopteri; Spariformes; Sparidae
Gene: kcnk18
Product: potassium channel, subfamily K, member 18
Exons: 3
Coding region: 80-1291 (403 amino acids)
Biological process (GO): stabilization of membrane potential; potassium ion transmembrane transport
Cellular component (GO): membrane
Molecular function (GO): potassium ion leak channel activity
Source: RefSeq, a predicted model, not a curated record